GCUGCUUGCCGUGUUGUUGUUCUGCCUGCUGCGGGUGAUCAAAACAGUUCAAAACAUUGGGUCAGCCUGUUAGAUAAUUCGUAGUUUCCAGUGAAAAAUGAGUCUUUUCCUGAGAAAAAUUGGAACCAGUGUCUUGAAUGCCCGCACCAGUUACGUUCUUACGCGGUCGCUCUGUGCCGCCACUUUGGAUGCCAAGGAAGUUGACAAACUCGUGCACAACAACAAGGUCGUAGUGUUCAUGAAGGGAAAUCCGGACGCACCCCGAUGUGGUUUUAGCAAUGCUGUGGUUCAGAUCCUGCGAAUGCAUGCAGUAAACUACGAUAGCCAUGACGUUCUACAGAGUGAAGCCUUACGGCAGGCCAUCAAAGACUAUUCCAAUUGGCCAACAAUUCCACAGAUAUUUAUCAAUGGAGAAUUUGUAGGCGGGUGCGAUAUUAUGCUACAAAUGCAUCAAAAUGGAGAACUUGUCGAUGAGCUGAAGAAAGCAGGCAUAACUAGUGCUCUGGUGGAUGCGGCCGGCGCAGAAGAGAAAAAAUAGGAAACUAGAUUAUAGAUGAAUAAACAAUAAAUGUAAUAUGGAAACUUUUAUUUUACCUUUGAUGCAAUAAACUUUAAUAGACCUUCUGAUCAAA
This is a messenger RNA of Armigeres subalbatus, 632 nucleotides long. It is a transcript of the gene Grx5, whose product is annotated as glutaredoxin-related protein 5, mitochondrial. The transcript is spliced from 2 exons. Gene Ontology annotation, cellular component: mitochondrial matrix. The coding region runs from base 98 to 538 and encodes 146 amino acids. NCBI's taxonomy places the organism in Eukaryota, Metazoa, Arthropoda, Insecta, Diptera, Culicidae. The record is from RefSeq and is a predicted model, not a curated record.